AUGGCCCGGUCUUUAGACCAUUCUGCUGGUGGUUCUAUGCAUAUGAGAAAGAUAAUUGAAGAGGUUCACGAGCUUAUUGAGAUAGUUGCCAGUAAUCAGCAUCUGUACUCAGCUGCUGAGACUUCUAUGAAAGGAGAGGUUAAGGCAAUAUUUACUGAAUCUAACCCUCCAAAACAGGAUGGUCCAUUGACUCAGCAAUUACAUGCCCUUGCCCAGCAACUGCUGGAAUUGCAAGAGGUUUUGAGAGAAACUCAGGCUUCUAACAAGAAUGUGGAAGCCCAGUUGAGUCAAACAAGCCAGCAGUUAUCUAAGCAAAUAACAGAAGUGUCAGGCCAUUCAACUGAGGAGUGGAAAAGUACUAAAUACCCAACCUCGGGUCAAGAUGCUAUAUCCCCAAAAGCUUCGCCAAGCGAAAAAGAUAAACAAUUUGCCCGUUUUGCGGAUUAUCUCAAGACACUUGAGAUCAAGAUUCCUUUUGCAGAGGCUCUUGAACAGAUACCUUUUUAUGCAAAAUUUAUGAAGGAUAUCUUAAGCCAUAAAAAGGAUUGGAGAGAGGAAGAAAUAGUCUUCCUCAUUGAAGAGUGCAGUGCAGUAAUUCAAAGAAGCUUACCAGAGAAACUCAAAGAUCCUGAAAGCUUUAUUAUACUCUGCACUUUGGGUGAUGCUUGCACAAGAACUGCAUUGUGUGAUCUUGGGACAAGCAUCAACCUGAUACCAGUUUCAUUAAUAAAGAAACUCGAUUUUAUGGUACUGGAAAUGGAUGAGCACAAGAGUGCAACCCUCAUACUAGGAAGACCCUUCCUAGUUACAGGAAGAACUCUCAUUGAUGUUAAAAAAGGGAAAGUAACACUAAGAGUCAGUGAGGAUGAGUUUGUGCUAAAUGUUGUUAAAGCCAUGAAGCAUCCAGACACUCCAGAGGAGUGCGGAGCAUUGAUAUCAUUGAUUCCUUGGUGGAAGAAGUGA
Molecule: messenger RNA, 963 nt
Organism: Arachis stenosperma
Lineage: Eukaryota; Viridiplantae; Streptophyta; Magnoliopsida; Fabales; Fabaceae
Exons: 3
Coding region: 1-963 (320 amino acids)
Source: RefSeq, a predicted model, not a curated record